Messenger RNA from Plasmopara halstedii, 876 nucleotides. RefSeq lists its product as uncharacterized. Gene Ontology annotation, cellular component: membrane. The coding region runs from base 1 to 876 and encodes 291 amino acids. NCBI's taxonomy places the organism in Eukaryota, Oomycota, Peronosporomycetes, Peronosporales, Peronosporaceae. Gene Ontology annotation, biological process: lipid metabolic process. The transcript has a single exon. The record is from RefSeq and is a predicted model, not a curated record. Gene Ontology annotation, molecular function: oxidoreductase activity, acting on the CH-CH group of donors.
AUGGGAUUCGCUCAAGAUUUACGAGAGCUGCUGACAUGCAUGUCGCUUGUGGCUAUUGUGGGGUACCUCACGGAUCUAAAGCUUUACGCCGGUGUCUGCUUGGGCAUCCAGUGGCUCUCUGCAAUUUAUGGUAUUCCAAACAAAACGGAGCGGUACUUUGAUCUCACGGGCUCUACCACCUACGCCACAGUCUCGAUGCUCGCUUAUAUGAACUCGAAGUCAGAAUCUUGGCGUGCUACUCUGCUCACAAUAUUCGUGUGGCUCUGGUGUGUGCGACUUGGUUUGUUUCUUUACUGGCGCAUUUGCAAAGACGGCAGUGACAGGCGCUUUGCCGAAAUUAUUGUGAACCCGUUGUGCUUUCUGGCUGCUUGGAAUAUCCAAGGUCUUUGGGUUUUCUUUACGUUAUUGUCCGUGCUGCUAAGUGUCGUACAUGGCGUGAGAGACUCGGAAGUCAGAGUUUUAGACAUUAUUGGCACCACACUGUGGAUUAUUGGCUACGUUAUUGAGGUGACAGCUGACUACCAGAAGACUCGCUUCCGUCUUGACAAACGUAAUAGCGACAAGUUUAUCAGCAGUGGACUGUGGAGCUACAGCCGACACCCAAAUUAUUUUGGUGAAAUUAUGAUGUGGAUUGGUGUAUUCUUAGUGGCCGUUCACACGCUACCGACCUUCGCGUUGCAGUGUGUUGCAGCCAUUAGCCCUACCUUCAUGACGUUGCUCAUAAUAUUCCGAUCAGGAAUUCCACUACUGGAAGAAGAUGCCGACCAGCGCUGGGGACAUCUAAAAGCUUAUCGACUGUACAAGGCACAGACGAGUGUACUGGUACCUAUGCCCAAACGCCAGCUAUCUGAAACGGAGCAAGCCAAGUAUGCGUAA